AAAUGUGAGUAUACCCCAUAGUGAAAAUGUCUAAAGAAAAAUCACAUAAAAAGCUGUAAGAAUAUAUUUACAAUAUCUGAAGUGAUCUCAUGUUAAUGAGAUACUGUACUUGCCCAGCGAUUGACAGGCAACCAGUUCGCGGUAUCGUCUGCCUUUCACACUCGUGGAACAGGCUCCGGUCCUAUGCGACCCUCAACAGGGUAAACAAUGUAGAAAAUGGAUGGACAGAUACAGUGGAUGACGUCCAUCGAUAAAUGAUUCAACAAUAAGAAGGUAACAGGUGAGGGAGGCUGCCAAAGGGCUUGAAGUGACAUUGAAGAGCUGCACAUUCCAAAUGCUUCAGUUUGUUUGGCACAAGAGUAACAGCACAUCACCUAAACAACACCAUACCCAAGGUGAAGGUCAGAAUCACUGUGAGGGGUUUCAGUCAAUGUGAUCAAUAGUGGAGUGAAACGUCUUCAGUCCAAAAUCCCUCGAGUUGUACAAAUUCCAUUUUUGAAACAACUUCAGCAUGAUUGGUGUUGGUUUAGCCGGCGUCUCCAAACCAAUUUAACAGAGGCUGGUUAACUUUUUGAAUCCACUGUAUCAUGUUAUGACAAAUGAUAAAAAAAAGAACAUUUUAGAACAAGUUCAGUCCCUGUAACCGAAUGCUGAAUCAUCUGAUAGGAGAAUCAGAUGAGAUUUGAAAACAAAUGUGCAAAGGAAUGGAGGAAGGCCAUCUCUCUGUGUGCUGCGGUCCACUCCUCCAGUCAGACUAUAAUACUCAACGUGCGCUCAAGUCACUCUGCACAGGCAGGAUGAACUCCUUACGUCCUUUAGGGAGACCACUGCCAUUGAAGGUGUUGUGCAUGUUCUGCUCGACCAUGUGCCUGGUCAGCGGGCCUCUUUGCUGCGAGGGAGCCAAGCUUCGUUGCGGCUCAGAACUCCUCAAUGACCUCCUGUUUGUGUGUGGUGAUCGUGGACUCUACUUAGGGAAAGGUACAUGGUCUGGUUAUGGUUCUCGGCCCAGAGGGAAGGGGAUUGUGGACAAAUGCUGCCGCUCAAAUGGCUGUGACCUGCAUCAUUUGGAGAUGUAUUGUGCUAAGGCAAAGAAGCAACAGCCAACUACAGCAUGGCCAAGUACAAGUACAAGUAUUGAAAGCCUGACCACACAACAAACGCAAGUGGCCUAUCAGUUCCAAGCAGUUUUUCAGAAAAGACUUUUGCAGCACCUGGGGCCACCUGAUAGUCCAGAGCGGCAGACCUAUAGGAACAAAAUAAAAGCCUCAUCACGCAGGAAGAUGACCCGACAGCACAUGACGACAAGGGAGGCUCCCUUGAUGGCCACGACAAGGACAGACAUCCUUUUAACCGGCUGACCUCUUCUGUCACCAUUUGAGUGAGUCUGUCUCAUGGACUCUCCUUGUAGGACUGGCCUGACUCUCACCAUCGGGUGGUUUAUGUCAUGUAACUGUUUUGCUCUUUGGGAAAAUGCUGCUGUUAGUUUCAUACUUUGCAUACAGUACUUCGGUUAAGUUCGUCGUAGUUACAUCGACGUACGUCACCGUUGCAGUAAACCACACGGGUGACUUCAAACCUGCAUGCUCAGGUUGCUUUACGAUCAAAGAUAUUCCGCUCAUUCCGGUUGAAAACUUUCCAUGGGAAUGAAUGAGAAUUUGGUGGAACUGAGGGAAAUUUGUGGAAAUAAAAGGGAAAAAAGCAGGAAUUUACAAUAUUGAGGCUGACUUAAAAUAGGGAAGAUAAUCAUUGAAGGGGAAAAGUUUGAAUCAAAUCCUGACGAAAAGAGAUUACAACACAUUAAUCCAGUUCAAAUGGCUUUAUACUGGCUCCCAAUCAGCUGUAGAAUAGAUUUUAAAAUUCGGCUAUUGGUAUAUAAAUCACUGAACGAUUUGUGUCCUAAAUACUCGAAAGAAAUGCUAAUUGAGGAUAAACUCAGUCGGGCUCUGAGGU
Molecule: messenger RNA, 1950 nt
Organism: Hippocampus zosterae (dwarf seahorse)
Lineage: Eukaryota; Metazoa; Chordata; Actinopteri; Syngnathiformes; Syngnathidae
Product: insulin-like growth factor I
Exons: 4
Coding region: 693-1358 (221 amino acids)
Cellular component (GO): extracellular region
Molecular function (GO): hormone activity
Source: RefSeq, a predicted model, not a curated record